AUGUGACUUUAUUUGGAAAUAGGGUCAGUGGAGAUGUAAUUAAUUAAAAGAUGAGAUCAUGUUGGAGUAGAGUGGGCCUGAUCCAGAGUGACUGGUGUCCUUAUAAGAGGAUGAAAAUGUAGACACAGACACAGAAAGGAGACAGCUAUGUGAUGACAAAGGCAGACACGGGAAUACCGCAGGCUGUGAGGAAUGCCAGGGAUCCUGGCCCCCACCGGAAGUUAGGAGAGGCAAGGAGGGAUCCUGCCAGGGUCUGGGAGCGCCGAUAACUUGAUUUUGGGCUUCUGGCCUCUGGGACUGUAAAUAAUAAAUCUGUUUAAAGCCACCAGUUUGUGGUACUCUGUUGUGACAACCCUUGGAGACUGAUACAACUGGAUAUUGUCAACUCCCCAUCCCAGGUGUGAGCUCCUGGCACAGGAAUCUCCAUCCCAAAUUUGGAGCUUCAUUCCUGGGCAGGUCUUUUACAUCCUUUUAGCACAUGAGUGCGUCUUCCUGAAAGAGUGCCAUUUGGAUCGUUUUGGGUUUCUUUUCAUUUUUUUAAAAAAGGUUUUAAUGUGUACAAUUCUGUGGUUUCCAGUGUACUCACAAAGUUGUGCAACCACUGGCACAAUCUAAUUCCAGAACAUUCCAUCACUCCAAAAAGAAGCCCUGUUGCGCUAAGCCCGUGGUCCACAAACUGCGGCUCGCGAGCCACAUGCGGCUCUUUGGCCCCUCGAGUGUGGCUCUUCCACAAAAUACCAUGGCCUGGGCGAGUCUAUUUUGAAGAAGUGGCCUUAGAAGAAGUUUAGGUUGAAAAAAUGUGGCUCUCCAAAGAAAUUGUUGAAGAAUGAGUUUGUGACCACUGCACUAAGCAGUCACCCCCAGUCCCUCUCUCCAGGAAUCCACACCCUGUCGCUGAGCAUGUGCCUGUUCUGGACAUUUCACAUACAUAGAACCUCACACUGUGUGCCUUGUGUGUCUGGCUCAUCCAUGUUGCGGUGUGUGUCAUGUUUUGUAGGCUUUAAAAGUUCACGUACAUUUUCUUACAUCACCCAGAGCCUUUCCCAUAAUGUCCGGAUUCGGAGAUUCCUCCAAGGCGGGAGGUCCUCUUUUUCACCGGGUAGAGCAUUCCUCCGCUGCUCACUGAGCCAGAUUUCCUGAUGCCGCGAGUUCUAUUCCCAGGGGAUUCUCACCGAGGCCUCCUGGUGCCCGAGCCUCCUUCUUCCUCUGUAACCUGGGGUCCAUUUAUUACCUCAUCAAAUACCGCCCGAGGACCUGCUCCCUGCGUCCUGGCCCCGGGCCCCCUUAGACAGGGGAACAAGAGACCAGAACCCCUGCCCUCCUGGAGCUGACAUUGCAGUUGGGAAGACAAGACACAGAAGGAUAAGUAAAAAUCAUCUGGUUUGUCAGUGAUGCCCAGUGCUGGGGAGAAAGAGAAAGCUGGGAAGACAAAUCGAGGUAGCUAGAGGAGGUGACAUUUGAGCAAAGAGCGGAAGGAAGUGAGGGAAGGAACCACCUGGAGAUGUGGGAGAAGAGGCCCCGGGUGGGGCAGAGGGUACAGCACAAGCAAAGGCCCUGGGGCAGGACUGUGCCCUCCCUGGGAGUCCAGGAACAGCUGAAGCCCUCGUGAGCGAGGAGGAGAGAGCGAGGACAGGGAUGGAAUGGGGGCAGGUCGUGCGAGGCCAUCUGGGCUGGGGAAAAACCCCACUUUUGCCGUGAAGGAGGAGGGAGCUCUGGAGGGUGGUGGGCAGAAGGACAGAUGGGUCUCAGGUUAUACCAGGGUGACCUUACUUCCACCUCCCAGGGCUGAUGCAAGGAUUAAAGGAGGGCUUGCAGAGUGAGCUCUCGGCGCGUUCCGAGGUCCCACUCCCUUUUUGUGAUCCGUUUUUCCCGCUGUCCAAUGCAGGCCCCGCGCAGCACCCAGCCUCCUCGGGGAGCGCGCAGCUGGCCCUGGCGGGGCCUGGACACCUGGGGCGGCCCCCCUCCCGGCACCCCGCGGUGUCGCCUUCCCGGGCGGCUCGGGUUCCUGGAUCCCCUUACCCGGGCAGCUCGGCUGUCGCGCCCUGGGCCGGGGGAGGGGAGGGAGGCGGCAGGAAGCAGCGGAUCCGGCGGUGGCGGCGGCGGCGGCGGCGGCCCGGGUCGCCCAGCUCCUCCGGCCAUGGAGAGCGCCGCGGCCCGCGAGGCCCGGGGGGCCGAGGCCCCGCGCCCGCCCGUGCCCGCGCCCGCGCCCGCCGAGCCCCCCGCCGCGCCCCGCGCCCGCCCGCGCCUGGUCUUCCGCACGCAGCUGGCGCAUGGCAGCCCCACCGGCAAGAUCGAGGGCUUCACCAACGUCCGCGAGCUCUACGCCAAGAUCGCCGAGGCCUUCGGGAUCGCGCCCACCGAGAUCUUGUUCUGCACCCUGAACAGCCACAAGGUGGACAUGCAGAAGCUCCUGGGCGGCCAGAUCGGCCUGGAGGACUUCAUCUUCGCGCACGUGCGCGGCGAGACCAAGGAGGUGGAGGUGACGAAGACGGAGGACGCCCUGGGACUGACCAUCACGGACAACGGCGCGGGCUACGCCUUCAUCAAGAGGAUCAAGGAGGGCAGCAUCAUCAACAGGAUCGAGGCCGUGUGCGUGGGGGACAGCAUCGAGGCCAUCAACGACCACUCCAUCGUGGGCUGCCGCCACUACGAGGUCGCCAAGAUGCUCCGCGAGCUGCCCAAGGCCCAGCCCUUCACCCUGCGCCUGGUGCAGCCCAAGAGGGCCUUCGACAUGAUCAGCCAGAGGAGCCGGAGCAGCAAGUGCCCCGUGGAAGCAAAAGUGGCCAGCGGGCGGGAGACCCUGCGGCUCCGCUCUGGGGGGGCUGCCACAGUAGAGGAAGUGCCCAGUGAGUUUGAGGAGGAGGCCUCUCGGAAGGUGGAUGACCUGCUGGAGAGCUACAUGGGCAUCCGGGACCCAGAGCUGGCGUCCACCAUGGUGGAGACGUCCAAGAAGACAGCGAGCGUUCAGGAGUUUGCACGCCGUUUAGACUCCGUCUUGGGCGAGUUCGCCUUCCCGGACGAGUUUGUGGUGGAGGUGUGGGCGGCCAUCGGGGAGGCCAGGGAGGCCUGUGGCUAAUUUGCUCCGGGGCCGAGCGCAGCCCCAGUCCGGAGCCCAGUCCCCUGCCCCAGCCCUGCAGGCUGGUUCCUGAAACCCAGCCCUGCUCCAGAGCCCAGCCCAGACCCGAGACACAGCCCCCCUCCAGA
Molecule: messenger RNA, 3204 nt
Organism: Pipistrellus kuhlii (Kuhl's pipistrelle)
Lineage: Eukaryota; Metazoa; Chordata; Mammalia; Chiroptera; Vespertilionidae
Gene: GIPC3
Product: GIPC PDZ domain containing family member 3
Exons: 6
Coding region: 1880-3076 (398 amino acids)
Molecular function (GO): protein binding
Source: RefSeq, a predicted model, not a curated record